Nothobranchius furzeri (turquoise killifish) is the source of this 7106-nucleotide messenger RNA. Lineage: Eukaryota; Metazoa; Chordata; Actinopteri; Cyprinodontiformes; Nothobranchiidae. The record is from RefSeq and is a predicted model, not a curated record.
CUGUGAUCCACUCGCUGUUGACCUCCUCUCUCCCUCCUCUCUUGGUUGGAACCCGCACCUUCGCGCACCGGUGUGACGUCAUCAGAAUUCUGCUCGGUUCGGUAACCAGACUCGGUUCCGUGUUUGAAAUGUGUGUUUCCCUACCGCUCCGCGCGGAAGCGGCAAAAUAACGUUUAGCGCUCUUAACAAGUCGAUUAUCAGCGCUUUGCUCAUCAAACAGAAGACCUGCAGGCCUCUGGCUCUGCGGCUGACUUUCGUGGAGGAAUACAUCUCGGAUCGAGGCGGCUGCAGCCCUCACCCCCUUUCUUUGGGACCAGGCACACCUCGCUCCAAAUUCCGUAGCGAUAUGUAUGAAGGGAAAAAAACGAAAAACAUGUUCCUGACAAGAGCUUUGGAAAAGAUCCUGGCCGACAAGGAGGUGAAAAAGGCUCACCAUUCCCAGCUGCGCAAAGCCUGUGAGGUGGCACUGGAGGAAAUCAAGGAGGAAUCGGAAAAAUUAAGUCCGCCCAGCGGAGAUGGCAAAUCCAGCUCCAGCACUUUACCACCAAUCAAAUCAAAAACCAACUUCAUCGAAGCCGACAAGUACUUCUUGCCAUUUGAGCUGGCGUGUCAGUCCAAAUGUCCCCGCAUCGUCAUCACCUCACUCGACUGUUUACAGAAGCUGAUAGCGUACGGCCACCUGACGGGCAGCGCCCCGGACAGCACUGCUCCGGGCAAGAAGCUCAUCGACAGGAUCAUCGAGACCAUCUGUGCUUGUUUUCAAGGACCGCAGACCGAUGAGGGUGUACAGCUACAGAUUAUUAAGGCCCUGUUGACGGCCGUGACCUCCCAGCACAUAGAAAUCCACGAAGGUACGGUGCUGCAGGCUGUCCGCACCUGCUACAACAUCUACCUGGCCAGCAAGAACCUCAUCAACCAGACGACGGCGAAGGCCACGCUCACACAGAUGCUCAACGUCAUUUUCGCGCGCAUGGAGAAUCAAGCACUUACAAAUCACAAGCUAUCUUGGUCUCUGGCCUCCAGAAAGCGUGACCGCCAGCUGCAGGAAGCCAAACAGAUGGAGAGAGAUCGGCACCGGCAGCACUCCCCAGUCACCCAGCCCGCUGAGCCAGAAUCCCCCCAGCUCCAGACCCACGUCCACUCAUCUGCAAAGGCUCCCACGCAGGAGGCCAACGGGCCCGUCAGCCCUCCCACCCCCGGCACCACCUGCCCGUCCACCCCAUCCACCCCGUCGACGCCCGCCCCUGAGUCCAACAGCAGGUCUGUGUCCGGGGAGCAGGAGGGGCUCGUCUACGAGAACCCGGACCCUGAAAAUGGGUCGGAGUUCUGCGUGGCUGAAAAUGAGCAAACGGAGGCGGACCAAGCCACCGCAGCAGCACAGAAUGCUGCAUCCAAACAGCACGAAGGAGCGCGUAAAGAGGAAGAGGAGGAGGAGGAGGAAAGCCCGAACUACGAGGAGAAAGCCCAGGAAAUAGUCCAGAGUAUCCUGCAGGAGGUGGUCAACACUGUUGCAGGAGGCCACUGUCUGGAUCCUGCAAACCUCUGCUCCGACACCCAGGAGUCCGCCGCGGAUUCGCAGCCCGCCAUGGCGGGGACCGAGGGAACCCAAAGCUCGCUGGAGGACGAGGGCACCGUGGGGAGUGACAGCGAGCACGUCCAUGCCAACGGCAUUCCUGGAACUCCGAUUUCUGCCAGCUUCACGCCCUCGUUACCCGAUGACAGACUCUCCGUCUCCUCCACAGACACUCAGGAAUCGGGGGCGACACCAGGACAGCUACCGGGCGCCAAGUUCUCCCACAUCCUGCAGAAAGACGCUUUCCUCGUCUUUCGCUCGCUCUGCAAGCUGUCCAUGAAGCCGCUUUCAGAAGGACCGCCUGAUCCCAAGUCUCAUGAACUGCGAUCGAAGGUUUUGUCACUUCAGCUUCUACUAUCCAUCCUGCAGAACGCCGGGCCUAUCUUCAAAACAAACGAGAUGUUCAUCAACGCCAUCAAACAGUACCUGUGCGUGGCUCUGUCCAAGAACGGCGUCUCUUCUGUGCCUGAGGUCUUUGAGCUCUCACUCUCCAUUUUUCUCACUCUGCUGUCUCACUUCAAGACGCACCUCAAGAUGCAAAUCGAGGUGUUCUUCAAAGAGAUUUUCUUGUAUAUUCUUGAGACGUCCACCAGCUCUUACGACCACAAGUGGAUGGUCAUACAGACCCUCACCAGAAUAUGUGCAGAUGCCCAAAGUGUGGUGGACAUCUACGUGAACUACGAUUGUGACUUGAAUGCUGCUAACAUUUUUGAACGAUUAGUCAACGACCUCUCAAAAAUCGCUCAGGGCCGCGGCGGCCACGAGCUCGGCACGACGCCCCAACAGGAGCUGACUCUGAGAAAGAAAGGCCUUGAAUGUCUCGUUUCCAUUCUGAAAUGUAUGGUGGAAUGGAGCAAAGACCAGUACGUCAACCCAAACUCCCAGACCAGCCUUGGCCAGGAGAAGCCUUCAGAGCAGGAGAGCACCGAGACGAAGGCCUCAGAGACCAUAAACCGCUAUGGCAGCAUCAACUCUUUGGACUCCACAGCUUCAUCUGGAAUCGGCAGCUACAGCACGCAGAUGUCCGGCACCGACAACCCCGAGCAGUUUGAAGUCCUCAAGCAGCAGAAGGAGAUCAUUGAACAGGGGAUCGACCUGUUCAACAAGAAACCAAAGAGAGGAAUCCAGUAUCUUCAAGAGCAAGGCAUGCUGGGUACAACUCCAGAGGACCUUGCUCAGUUUUUGCACCAGGAGGAGCGGCUUGACUCGACUCAGGUGGGAGAAUUUCUCGGGGAUAAUGACCGCUUCAAUAAGGAGGUGAUGUACGCCUACGUGGACCAGAUGGACUUCCAGGGAAAGGACUUUGUGUCUGCACUGAGGAUGUUCCUGGAGGGCUUUCGGCUCCCGGGCGAAGCCCAGAAGAUCGACCGGCUCAUGGAGAAAUUUGCAGCGAGAUAUCUGGAAUGCAACCAGGGGCAAACUCUUUUUGCCAGUGCGGACACCGCGUAUGUUCUUGCCUACUCCAUCAUCAUGUUGACAACAGACCUCCACAGUCCCCAGGUCAAAAACAAAAUGACAAAAGAGCAAUACAUCAAGAUGAAUCGAGGCAUCAAUGACAGCAAAGACCUGCCUGAGGAAUAUUUGUCGGCCAUUUAUGACGAGAUCGCCGGGAAGAAGAUCGCCAUGAAGGAGACGAAAGAGCUCACCAUGAAAUCCAACAAGCAGAGCGUGGCGAGCGAGAAGCAGAGGCGUCUGCUUUACAACGUGGAGAUGGAGCAGAUGGCCAAGACGGCCAAAGCUUUGAUGGAGGCCGUCAGCCACGUUCAGGCUCCCUUCACCAGCGCCACACAUCUGGAGCACGUCAGGCCCAUGUUCAAGCUGGCGUGGACUCCCUUCCUUGCUGCCUUCAGCGUGGGCCUGCAGGACUGUGACGACACCGAAGUGGCCUCUCUGUGUCUAGAAGGGAUCCGCUGCGCCAUCAGGAUAGCGUGCAUCUUCUCCAUACAGUUGGAGAGGGAUGCGUACGUGCAGGCUCUGGCGAGGUUCACCCUGCUCACAGCCAGCUCGGGCAUCUCAGAAAUGAAGCAGAAGAACAUCGACACCAUCAAGACGCUCAUCACUGUGGCGCACACCGACGGCAACUACCUGGGCAACUCCUGGCACGAGAUCCUUAAGUGCAUCAGUCAGCUGGAGCUGGCUCAGCUGAUUGGCACCGGGGUGAAGGCGCGCUACAUCUCAGGCACGGUCCGGGGCAGGGAGGGCUUCAUAACGAGCACGAAGGAGCAGAGCAGCGACGAGUACUUGGGUUUAGUUGGAGGAACUGUGGACCGUAAGCAGAUCGCCAGCAUUCAGGAGUCCAUCGGCGAGACAAGCUCUCAGAGUGUGGUGGUUGCUGUGGACAGGAUUUUUACAGGUUCCACCAGAUUAGAUGGGAACGCCAUUGUGGAUUUUGUGCGCUGGCUGUGUGCCGUGUCCAUGGAUGAGCUGGCCUCGCCCACACAUCCACGCAUGUUUAGCCUGCAGAAGAUAGUGGAGAUCUCUUACUACAACAUGGGUCGCAUCAGGCUGCAGUGGUCCAGGAUCUGGGAGGUCAUCGGGGACCACUUUAACAAGGUCGGCUGUAAUCCCAAUGAAGACGUCGCCAUUUUUGCCGUGGAUUCUCUCAGGCAGCUGUCCAUGAAGUUCCUGGAGAAAGGGGAACUGGCCAACUUCCGCUUCCAGAAGGAUUUUCUGAGGCCUUUUGAACACAUCAUGAAAAAGAAUAGGUCUCCCACCAUCAGAGACAUGGUGGUGCGCUGCAUCGCCCAGAUGGUCAACUCCCAGGCGGCGAACAUCCGCUCAGGAUGGAAGAACAUCUUCUCUGUCUUUCACCUGGCUGCAUCUGACCAGGAUGAGAGCAUCGUGGAGCUGGCCUUCCAGACCACCGGGCAUAUCGUCACGAAUGUAUUUGAGAAGCACUUUGCCGCCACGAUCGACUCCUUCCAGGAUGCGGUCAAGUGUCUGUCCGAGUUCGCCUGCAACGCCUCGUUUCCCGACACCAGCAUGGAGGCCAUCCGCCUCAUCCGCCACUGUGCCAAAUAUGUCUCGGAGAGGCCGCAGGCCUUUAAGGAUUACACCAGUGAUGACAUGAAUGUAGCUCCUGAGGACCGGGUGUGGGUGCGGGGGUGGUUCCCCAUCCUCUUUGAGCUCUCCUGCAUCAUCAACAGAUGUAAACUGGAUGUCAGGACCAGGGGGCUCACGGUGAUGUUUGAAGUGAUGAAGACCUACGGGCACACCUUUGAGAAACACUGGUGGCAGGAUCUGUUCAGAAUCGUCUUCAGGAUCUUUGACAACAUGAAGCUACCUGAGCAACAAACUGAGAAAGCAGAAUGGAUGACCACCACAUGCAACCACGCACUUUACGCCAUCUGUGAUGUCUUCACCCAGUACUUUGAGUCGCUCAACGGCCUCCUGUUGGACGACAUCUUGGCUCAGCUCUACUGGUGUGUGCAGCAAGAUAACGAGCAACUUGCCCGUUCGGGCACCAACUGCCUGGAGAACGUGGUCAUCCUGAACGGGGAGAAGUUCUCCCUGGAGACCUGGGACAAGACCUGCAACUGCAUUCUGGACAUCUUCAAGACCACAAUCCCACACACGCUGUUGACAUGGAGACCAGCUGGAGCAGAAGGAGAGCCCUUCACAUCACACGGCUUGUCCGACAAACAGCUGGACUCUAUUUCUCAGAAGUCUUUGGACAUCCAGUCCCGCUCUGAAGACCAGAACUCCAUCAGCAGCGCCGACAGAGCUGCUGUGGACGCCCGGCGGCAGAGCCAGCACAGCACGGCGUCGGGUCUGUCUGAGGACGUCUCCAGGAACAGGAAUCCAACCAAGAUCCAGGAGCAGCGUUUGUUCUCGGCGCUGCUGAUAAAGUGCGUGGUGCAGCUGGAGCUGAUCCAGACCAUCGAUAACAUCGUGUUCUUCCCCGCCACCAGUAAGAAGGAAGAUGCGGAGAACUUUGCUGCUGCUCAGCGGGAUGCGGCGGGCGUGGCGGGCGUUCGGGUGGAGACCCAGGACCAGGGGAUGUACCACUAUCUAACCUCAGAGCAGCUUUUUAAGCUGCUGGACUGCCUGCUCGAGUCUCACUGCUUCGCCAAGGCUUUCAACUCCAACAACGACCAGAGGACCUUGCUGUGGAAAGCAGGUUUCAAGGGAAAGUCCAAGCCCAACCUGCUGAAGCAGGAGACCAGCAGCCUGGCGUGUGGGCUGCGGAUUCUGUUCCGUAUGUACACGGACGAGAGGCGGCGGGACGCCUGGGAGGAGGUCCAGAGACGACUGCUCAACGUGUGCAGCGAAGCCGUCUCGUACUUCCUGGCUCUGACGUCAGAAAGCCACAGAGAAGCCUGGACCAAUCUGCUGCUGCUCUUCCUCACCAAGGUGCUGAAGAUCAGCGACGAGAGGUUCAAGGCCCACGCGUCCAGGUACUACCCCCUCCUGUGUGAGAUCAUGCAGUUCGACCUGAUCCCCGAGCUCCGGGCCGUGCUGAGGAAGUUCUACCUGCGCAUCGGCGUCGUCUUUCACAUCGCACAGCUGCCUGAACCUGAAGCCCACCCCGAUCGGGGGCGGGCGGAGCCAGAAACGGACACGGAGGUGGGGGAGGAGGCAGGGGAGGAGGCUCAAUGAAGCUCCACUGAGGCCACCGCCUCCUGGCUCCCUCUGUGUGCACGGUUUCCCUGAACAUUAGACUGAAACAGCUGAUCCUAGACCAGCUGUUCACACCCACUCCACACUAGGGUCCCAGAUGGAAUCCUCAGCAUCACAAAUUUGCACCCCGGCGUAGCGCUGCCUCCGCCGACUACUGACCGACAGGCGGCUCCUCGGAUCUCUGACCUAAAGGAAUAUAUUGCAACACGUGUGCUUCUUACUGUAUAUUUAAAAGUGAAGAAUGAACGGUCUCAACCAGACGCAGAGCAGCGACCGCCACCCGCGUGUGACCGAUCGCCUCUGGGAUGAAACUCGUAUGUACAGAUCUGCCGCUGUGUAAAAUAAUCCUAUAACACUAGAUUAUCUUUAUUUUUUUGUUUGUUUUAAUUUCUGGAUUUGCUGCACUUGAUCUCAUUUUUUAUUUUUAUGCACUGGAGAUUUAACUUUCUUUUUUUUUGUUUGUUUAUAAUUUAUUUGACUGCACCACCUCCGUAUGUUUUGUCACGGAAGCAGACGGUGGAAAGUGAAGGGUUAAAUUAUUCCAUUUUAUGUGUUCUUAGGUUUUUAGACGUAACUUUGCUUUGGAAACUGGAAGACGAGGGAGCAAACUGAUGCUAGCUGCUUUUGGAGUCACUUUUCCGUUUAGCUUUCACUCUUGUACAAAAUCAAAAUAAUAUAUUUAAUGUUUUUGUUUGUCUGAGCAGCAGAGAAGAUGAGAAGGUGUUAGCUGUGCUUUAACGUAUGAAUGGGACGCACUCCUGCUCACGGAUGUAGAAAACACAAUGUAUAUGAUACAGCAAUGUAAAGUUUUCUAUGUCGCAAAAGAUUAUGUACAACUUUCUGUACGAUGCGUCGUCUGGCAUUCUAAUCAGGUUCUAGGUCAAUAAAGUUUUUGAACUUGGUCGAUUUGAAA